Molecule: messenger RNA, 2933 nt
Organism: Papilio polytes (common Mormon)
Lineage: Eukaryota; Metazoa; Arthropoda; Insecta; Lepidoptera; Papilionidae
Product: glutamyl aminopeptidase
Exons: 15
Coding region: 80-2878 (932 amino acids)
Biological process (GO): proteolysis; peptide catabolic process
Cellular component (GO): cytoplasm
Molecular function (GO): metalloaminopeptidase activity; zinc ion binding; peptide binding
Source: RefSeq, a predicted model, not a curated record
GCGGGCGCGAGCAAACAACGCCAGUGGUAGAUUGCCCAUUCCGACCUGUCUUCAACCAAGUUGAAGACAGUUACCCAACAUGUUGGGGUGUGUGUACAUACUCGCAUUGUGUGUGCUCGCAACUAGCACCUCGCAGCCGGAUGAGGUCGCCCCACACAUAAUCAAGACUAGAAGCAUUGACCUAAGCAAUGCUCAUAGCCUGGCGAUGGAGUCUCGACUUGAGAAGAGUGUAAUGCCCACUGGUUACAACCUGAGCUUGGAGCCGCGUAUAGAAGAUGCGGUAUACGAUGGUUAUGUGGCCAUCAACCUCACAUGGGCGUCAGAUACUGAUGAGAUUACGCUCCACGUCUCUCCUGAAUUGGAAAUCAUUAAUACAACAGUCAAAGUAUGGCUUGAGAACUCUAAGGAACCCCAAGAGCUUCGUAUAAAAGACGUGGAUCCAGACGCAAAAAAGUCAACGAUAUUGUUCCAAGUCGAUAGAAUGAUCUCGAAAAAUACCAAGGGAGUUAUUGAAUUGACAUUUAAAGGCAAAAUGGAAACAACAAGCAGUGAGGGUCUCUUUAAAACUACUUACAAGACGGAAAAAGAUCGAGAGAGUGUGGUAGUUGCAACACAGCUGCGGCCGAAUAAUGCACGGCGCGUGUUCCCCUGCUUUGAUGAGCCCGAGUUUAAAGCGCCUUUUGAUGUCAGCGUGGUACGGCCUUGCAAGAUGACAGCGCUCAGUAACAUGGAGUCGGAUAGAGUUGAGAAUAUCCCGGAUGAGCCGAACGCUGUCCGCGAGUUCUUCAAGCGUUCACCGCCGAUGUCUACAUUUACUCUCGGCCUCGUCAUUGCAGACAUCGUUGAACUCUGUAAUACCACUAAUUUUGACGACGGCUCAUCUAAUUUUAAUAUACAUUUCUGGGGUCGUGAAGAAUAUAUGGAAGUCCUAAGUGAAGUUCAGUCCAAAAUAAUCCAUGUAAUGGAUGUAAUCAACGAUUACGAUUGGCCAGCUUUGCCAAUAUCCAAAUUGGACAUCGUCGCGUUACCCAACUACCAGGGCGUGAAGCCAGCUGAUAAUUGGGGCCUUAUCGUGUUCAAGGAGAGUGAUCUGAACAAUGAUGGCUACAUCCAGCUGGCGCAGGAGGUGCUGCACCAGUGGCUGGGCGGGCUGGUGACCCCUGCCUGGUGGUCUGAUGUCCACAUAAAUAAGGCUCUUGUUGGAUACUUAGCUGUCGAAGCUUCCUUUAUGAUAAAUGAUGGUAGGGAGAUGGAUGGCAAAUGGCCGAUGACAGUGCUGUAUUCAUUGUACUACGAGUACAGUAAGCGGUACCCGCACUCCAGGAUCACUGGCAUGAAGCAGGAGACGAUGAGCACCAAGAUCGAAUUGCUCUUCCGAAUGUUUAACUUCACGCUCGGCGAAGUUGCGUUCCGGAAUGGAGUCAGGAAGUUCCUGCUUGAGAGGGCGUAUAAAACAUUCGACAGCAAUUUCCUCUGGGAUUGCUUGAAUGCGGAAUUCGCAUUGGUAAACCGCGACAAGCAGAUUAACGUGAAGACAAUUGCUCAGAGCUGGAUAGAGAAGGACAGACUUCCGAUGAUCACACUCACCAGAUAUUACAAUAAUCGUACUGCUCUUUUAAAACAGAAAUUAUACCUCCGCGAGCGUCCACACGACGUACCGGAUGCAGGGGAAAUGGUUUGGUGGAUUCCUCUUAUAAUGACGCGCGGCGACGACAGCUACUUCUACCCCAACGUGAUGAGCUGGAUGGACAGCUCCGAGUUCAUCAUACAACACGCGCCCAAUGAAAAUGUCUUCAUCGUUAUCAAUCCUGAGGAAAUUGCCCCAUGUCCCGUUAAUUAUGAUCAGCGUAAUUGGUACCUUAUCGCGAAAUCUCUCCAAAACGACCACAGAGACUUGUUGUCUCCGCUCAGCCGCGCCAAAGUCCUCCACGACGCCUGGAACCUCGCCUUCGCUGGAGAACUCUCCUUCGCGACCGCACUCAAUAUGACGCUGUUCUUGAAGAAAGAGAAGCAUCACAUCGUGUGGGACCCUGUGUUCACAAUGAUCGAUCACAUCGCAAGACACGUUUGGGAUAUACGAGAUAAAUUCAACGCCUACAUCAUAAGUAUUUUGUGCCCGAUGUACGAGGAAUUAGAAAAGAAAAAUGAAGGAGACGACUUGACUAUCUAUCAGACUAAUUUGCGGGCACAUUUGAAGACUUUCCUCUGUCAGGCAGGGUACAAGCCCUGCAUACAAGAGGCGCAAGAACAGUACAGAAAGUGGAUGAAUGCACAAAAUCCUGAUGAAGGCAAUCCAGUAUCUGAUAGAUAUUUCUGUCCAGUGUUCCGCUGGGGGACACAAGAGGAAUGGGAGUUUGGAUUACAGAGAGUUAUUAACUUCCCUCAUUCUAGAAAACAAAGUGAAAGAACAUACCUUUUAAAAACACUGGCAGGAUGUUUGAGAGACAAAACUAAGAUUACGAGGCUUUUAAAUAUAACGCUUUUAGAAGGGAAUGCAAAUUUCACUGAAAUGGAUCUAUUUUUAAUAAACAAUAUGUUUGCGAAUUCUCCUCAAGCAUAUACCACGUUGCUGCAAUUUAUAAGUGAUAAUUGGGACAUCAUAAGAGAGAGGUAUAAUACAAAAUCUAAUCUGUGGUCUCAUCUGAUAUCGACUGCGACUUCGCACUUUACAACAGAAGCUGGUCUUGAAUUAGUGAGGAGUUUGCAAACAGCACAUAAAGGGGAGUUUGGUCCCGCGGAGCACAUCGUUGAGAAAUCCAUUAAAAAUAUCAAAGAAGAAUGUCAAUGGUCCGCACAGAAUUUGCCUAUUAUGGAAAAAUGGCUGGACGCGUAUUUACACAUGAAUGGUAUUAUUGUUGAAUCAACACAGUCACCUUGAACGGUAACCAUUAAAGUUUUUGUUAAUUAAAUUAUUGUUAUUAGAAAUGUUACAA